CAGUAACAAGUUUACAUUUGUGCCGGUCAGAACGUCAAUACCCCAAAGAGAAGAAGACGGAGAAGUAACGAACAAUGGUCUAGGUUAGUUCGCAGGGACAUUAAAACCCGCACAAUCGCAAGUAAAAGGAUAAGAAUUCCAUCCGUGGGACAGAAAAACUCCCCAUUGUUCUAACCAGUAAUUAUGCAAUUUCGCUCAAACGCCGCUCGCAGGCUCGAACCGUUUCCCGUGUGUGCAUUCGUGUUUCAAUUGUUUUGAUAAUAUAAACACACGUAAGGAAAAAUAAAACAGAGGAAGAGAAAAGUCGCAGUCGUCGCACCAAGUUCGAAGCUAAAACAAACAGACUGAAAAUUGUUCCUCUUCUUUAUUUCUUGGUAGGGGGGGACAACGACGACUCGGAAGUUUAUUUUGGAAAGUUGUUGGUGCUAAUUGGGUGUACACGAAUGUUGUCCGAGUUUUCACUGCAAUGGCUGAUUUAAUUCGUAUGGGAAGUGGCCAUGGUGCUGGUCUGCUAAAAGAUAAGCUGGGUUCACCCAGUACUGGUAGUGAGGAUGGCAAUGAGCAGGAGACACUGAAUGCCAAGCCGGAGACAGAUGAGUUGGAUUUGGGUGAUUCAGUGCCUUAUGGACCAUCAGAGACCCAAUGGUAUCAUGGUCGGUUGGAUAGAUACCAAGCUGAGGAAAGGUUGUGGUCUGCAUCCAAGUUGGGAAGCUACUUGGUCAGGGAAAGUGACAGGAAGCCAGGAUCCUAUGUACUCUCCUACCUGGGUAGAACUGGCAUCAAUCAUUUCAGAAUCACUGCAGUCUGUGGAGAUUUCUAUAUUGGUGGACGCCAGUUUGACUCACUAAAUGAUUUGAUUGGGUAUUACACAGGAUGCAGUGAUUUGCUGAAGAGGGAAAGAUUGGUGCAUCCUGUGCCACCACCAGAACCAGUCAAUGAUAAAAAGAGAGUUGUUGCUAUUCUACCGUAUACGAAAAUGCCAGACACCGAUGAGUUGACUUUCAAGAAGGGCGACAUAUUCUUCGUUCAUAACGAUAUGGGCGACGGAUGGUUGUGGGUCACAGCGCACAGGACUGGAGAGCAGGGGAUGAUCUUCCGCGAACUGGUCGAGGAUCUGGAUGAGAGCAUCGAUCCGAACACCGUCUUCCCUUGGUUCCAUCCCAACUGCACGAAGAACGAAGCAGUAGAUCUAUUGGUGAAAGCAGGUCCUGGCAGUUUCCUCGUGAGACCUAGCGACAAUUCACCUGGUGAUUAUUCGUUGUUCUUCCAUAUCAACAAUCAAAUCCAAAGAUUCCGUAUUGAGAAGAAAGGUGUCCGUUAUCUAAUGGGAGGCCGCAUCUUCGAGUGCCUCGAUGCUGUCAUCAAUAGAUACAGGAAAGAGCAGAUCGUCGAAGGAUAUACUUUACAACAUCCGCUGGUUGUAGAUGGAAGUACCUCUCAAGAUUGGGUUCCGGAAACUCCGAAGCUCAAAUCGGAGGCGGAAAAGAUCUACGCGACGCUGCGGGAGUGCCGCGAUCAGAUUGGACAGAAGAAAAUGCGUGGUAUCAAGCACCAAGGAUACCUCCACCGGAAAUCAGAUAAGAUCACGAAGAAGUGGAAGCUCCUGUAUUUCGUGUUGUUGGUCGAUGGCACCGAUACACAUCUGUAUCUGUACGAGAAUCCUAAACGCACGAAGCCAAAAGGUCUCAUCGACUUGUCAUGUGCCUACCUUUAUCAGGUCCAUGAUAGCCUUUGGGAACGACCGCACUGCCUUCAAUUGGUCGAGAGGGCUUUGCCCUGCUUGGCCACCGUCACUCACCUGGCAGCACCAUCGAUAGAAGAAUGCCAGGAGUGGGUGAAUGCCUUAAAACCUCUUUGCGUGCCACAACUGAGUCGCGCCACCUGCAAGGUACCGAGAUUACGAGAAUUGCGGUCGUUAACUUUGCACGUGCUCGACGCCCACCGACUGCCAUAUAAAUUAGUGCCACAGCCUUAUGUCACCCUGCAAUUAAACAACCAAGUGAGAAUUGCUCGAACCAGGGCAAAGUCGAUGCCCGACCCGGUGUGGGACGAGGAAUUCAUAAUUGACGAUGUGCCAUGUGAUAUAGUAUCAUUUACUUUAACAGUCUACAAUAAAGGUAAGCGCGGUAAGGAUACCGAAGUAGCCGAGUUACGAGUGGAUCUAUCGUCGUUAGGAAACGGGGAGGAGCGCGAAGAGUGGUACGCCCUCUCCGGUUUAACGCCAAUCGGCGAAUGGGGAUCUUUAAGAUUAAGAACUAGGUAUUUGCAUGACCUGGUGAUGCCUGGCGAAGAGUACAGUCCGUUACAACAGCUCUUGCUGGAGCAUGGUCUGGCUUCCGUUAAGACUUUGGCAGAGAUUUGUCACAGCGACAGAGCUCCGCUGGCCACAGCUUUGCUCAGGGUUUUUAGGGCUGAGGGUCGUGAGUCAGAACUGCUGAUUGAGCUGAACUGCGCCGAAGUCGCCAGGGAAUCGGAAACGUCUACUCUGUUCAGAGCCGCUUCACUGCCUACCACCUUGAUGGAUCUUUACAUGCGCUCAGAAUGCGGUGGAUUCCUGAAAGCUGCUGUUUUGGAAACUGUUCUUCGUCUUCUCGAGAGCAAACAGAGUGCUGAACUGAACCCUACUAAAAUGGAUUCACCAGAAGUGGCCUGUACGAAUGCUGAAUUUCUGUUAGAAAUUCUUGAUCAGAUAACAUACAGCAUUUUUGUUUCCUUGGAUGCAUGUCCGAAAUCAUUGAGAUACAUCUGCGGAAGACUACAAAAAGCUGUGAUGGCAAAGUGGCCGAACGAGCGUUUCGUGCGAACCCGGGUCGUCUCGGGUUUCAUAUUCUUGCGACUCUUGUGUCCCGCCCUGUUGAAUCCGAGACAGUUCGGAUUGGUCAGCGAACAGCCGACACCGACGGCCACCAGGAGUCUCGUUAUGGUAGCGAAAUGCCUUCAAAACCUAGCCAACCUCGUGGAAUUCGGCGGAAAGGAACCUUAUAUGGAGGUUGUGAAUCCGUUCAUCCUGAAGAAUAAGGAGAGGAUGGUGGUGUUCAUGGAUCAGCUGUGUGGUAUCGCGGAUGUUGGUGAAUCCAGGAUCACCAGUAAACCGGAUACCGCUAAGGAACUGGCCACUUUGCAUCACAUAUGCGUGGCCCACUUGACCGACCUCCAAGCCGUUGCCAAAGUAAAUCCAAACAUCAAGACCCUUGUGACCGUCACCGAUAUGCUAAGCAAGCACAAGCAGAAAUACUUGGAAAUGAUCAGUUAAUGUAUUCCCGCACAGAAGAAGAUGAUUAAGAAGAAGACGCCCCUUUUCGUUUCCAAUCUGCAGAAAUAGCAAGUCUUACGAAUCCUUUUUAUUUAUUUCAUAGGUCGCAUAGUUGAAAGAAAAAAGUUAUAUAAUUAUUUAUAACUUUAUAUAUAUUACACUUAGACUCUCUCGGUUAUUCAUAUAAAUAUGUAUAUUGUAACAGCAACCCCUUUACGUGACAAUUAGGGCGUUGAAGCUACAUUGCCAGAACCCCAAGAAAAAAAAAGGAAUAAGUAAAACACCAUUUCUCAUGGAGAUUUGUGAUCAAUUUUCAAAAUAAAACAAAAGUAUAUAUUUAGACAAAGCGAAUGAAAAAUUAAAAAAAUAAGGAACUUUAGGAAGAAGAAAACUACCGUGGGUCGUGAUAGGUACAUUUUUAUAAGUUUAUAUAAAUAUAAAAAGAGAAAAGAAACGAGACAAAAAAAAACAUAAUACGCUAGUAAUAUUUUUUUAUUUAGAGACGAUACGAAUCAAAAAAAAACUUCUUUUUAAAUUUUGACUGUGGAAUUAAAUAACGAGAAUUGAGAAAAAACAAUAACUAAGUCAGAUGUAGGUGGAGAGCGAGUAAGAGUGGAGCAGCGCUUAGUAGAUGUAGCGAUUUGUGUAUGAUGGCGCCAAAAGCGAGGAAUAGAACCAAAAAAAAAAAGUAAAAUGCGAGAGAUAUGUUAGAGGAUUUUUAUGUUUCUUUUAAUUUUUAUAUGUAACGCAUAUUUUUUUUUUAAAAAACUAGUCGUCAAAAGUAAAUUUAUGAAACCCAAAUUAUCUUCCUUUGAGCUUACGAGAAUUACGUUACUUAAGACAUUCAUCGAAUGCAUUUGAUCCAUGACUGAUAAGAUGAAGAAGAAGAAAAGUCAAGAAAACGACAAAAGUCAAUUCACGCACUGAUUAUUUUUUACAUAUAUUGAAAUGUAUUAUUUUUUAUUUCCUUAUUUUUUCAUCAUAUCUUAUA
Messenger RNA from Nicrophorus vespilloides, 4244 nucleotides. RefSeq names its product ras GTPase-activating protein 1 (gene vap). Bases 467 to 3253 code for a protein of 928 amino acids. Gene Ontology annotation, molecular function: protein binding. Gene Ontology annotation, biological process: regulation of GTPase activity. The transcript is spliced from 8 exons. The record is from RefSeq and is a predicted model, not a curated record. NCBI's taxonomy places the organism in Eukaryota, Metazoa, Arthropoda, Insecta, Coleoptera, Silphidae.